Linum trigynum is the source of this 1820-nucleotide messenger RNA. The record is from the annotation of a GenBank genome assembly. Lineage: Eukaryota; Viridiplantae; Streptophyta; Magnoliopsida; Malpighiales; Linaceae.
ACCAUUCAGCAGCCUGAUUUAAGAAGAAUGGAAAGAAGAUUCCACUUCCUCGAUGCCUGGUUGGAUCACAAAGAGUUUCAGCCGUUUGUGAAGCAGGAAUGAAAGCCAGGAGAGGAUUUUCUUUCUUCUAUGAAGGAACUCUCUAAGAAACUGGCUGGGUGGAACAAGGAGGUUUUUGGAAACAUCUACAAGAGGAAGAAAGAGUUGUUCAGAGCUCUGAAAUCACUUGAAAUGUUUAAUGAGAGGAAGCCUUCGAGAAGCUCUAUGGAAAAAGAGAAGGCUACCAGAGAAGAACUUGAGGACAUUUUGUGGCAAGAGGAGCUGUUAUGGAGGCAGAAGGCCAGGGUCAAACUGGUAGUGAAAGGGGACCUCAAUACUCGAUAUUUCCACAACUGCACUCUUAGCAGAAGAAAAAGAAACAAAAUCACCAGAUUGCAGGAUGCAGAAGGGAACUGGAUUGAUGACCCUGCCAUGCUCCAAGACAUGGCUAGAGAGCACUUUGUAAAUCUGUUUACAAAUGAUGCUCCCUGUUCAGGAAUCCAGUUACCUGCCCUCUUUCCCCAUGUUGAUGAGUCUUGGCUCUCAAGAAUUGGAAAAACACCAAACAUUGCUGAUAUCAUAGCUGUCCUGAUGGGGAUGAAUGGUCUUAAAGCCCCUGGAAAAGAUGGUUUCCAUGCUUUAUUCUUUCAGAAAUGCUGGAAUACUGUGGGGACAGACUUUGCUUCAUUAGUUCUGAAAUGCUUUGCCAUUCCCAGCACAAUCCAGUCUAUUAAUGAAACACUGCUGGCUCUUAUCCCUAAAGUGGAUUCUCCUUCCUCCAUGAACCACUUUAGGCCUAUUAGCCUAUGCAAUGUGGGUUAUAAAGUGAUUGCCAAAUGCAUUGCCAAUAAUCUGAAACAUCUUAUGCCACACCUGGUGCACCCCAACCAGUCUAGUUUUGUUCCAAAACAUCAUAUCACUGACAAUAUCAUCAUUUUGCAGGAAACUGUCCACUCUAUGUCAAGGAAGACUGGUAAGAAAGGGACAAUGCUUCUCAAGAUUGACCUUGCCAAGGCCUAUGACAGAAUUGACUGGAAGUUUCUCGAGGAAACUCUUAUGGCUGCUCGAUUCCCCAGUAGCUGCAUCAGACUCAUCAUGGCCUGUGUGACAACCACUUCAUUUCAAGUUCUGUGGAGUGGUGGACAAACAGACAGUUUCACCCCUACAAGAGGACUAAGACAGGGAUGUCCACUCUCACCCUGUCUCUUUACUCUUUGCAUUGAACGUCUUAGCCAUUGUAUUUUACAAGAAGUGAAUGAUGGAAACUGGAAACCUGUGUGUCUUUCUCCUGGGGUCCUGCUAUUUCACAUCUCUUCUUUGCUGACGACUUAGUGUUGUUUUCCCAAGCCUGCCUGUCUAAUGCCAAUGUUAUCAUGAAAUGCCUUGACUCUUUCUGUGCUGCUUCGGGUGAGUUAGUUAGCAAAGAUAAGUCUAGGACUUUCUUCUGUCUAAUGCCAAUGUAACGAAAUUUUUCAACAGAAUUCAGUUUCCAGUUCCUAACUACCGGCCCUGUCAUGUUACACGCCAACACAGGCCAUUAGGUGGCUUGUUCUUUGCAUUUUACCCACAACUCAGUUUGGUCCAACAAGAAUCUUAAGCUAAAUAUUCACCCAGAUGGAAGCAAGCUAAGUAUUCGACCGACCAACAGAUGGGUUAGAUGUUAUGCUAUACUUAACAGAAUUGAAAGAGAAAAUUCACGUGACCUUGUAAGGUAGGAUUUUUAUGGGAUACGAGCGUAAUGAUUAAUACGAAUUUGAGAACAAGAAAGAGAGUAAGAACGA